AUGGCCGGUCUUGGCCACCACAGGGGGCUAGCAGUGUUCAUAAAGUUGCUCGUAGUGCUUGUUGCGAGAGCUAAUGGCGCCGAUAUCCUUCUAGAAUGGAAUGUUUCACUUGACACUACCAUCAAACCUAUUUCUGUUGAUCAACCUGUUAUUACCAUCAAUGGAAUGUUCCCUGGACCCCUUAUCAAUUCAACCACCAAUGAUUUAGUCCAUGUGAAUGUUUUUAAUAAUUUGGAUGAGCCAUUGCUCUUUACAUGGAAUGGGAUACAACAAAGGCUCAACUCAUGGCAGGAUGGAGUUUCUGGGACUAACUGCCCAAUUCAACCUGGUACAAAUUGGACUUAUGUGUUCCAGACCAAGGAUCAGAUUGGCAGUUUUUUCUAUUUUCCCUCCAUUAACUUUCACAAAGCUGCUGGAGGUUUUGGUCCUAUUAGAGUCAAUAAUCGGAACGUUAUUGCUGUCCCCUUCCCCAAACCAGAAGCUGAGUUUGAUCUUCUCAUUGGUGACUGGUAUCAUAACAGUUACAAGAGGACUAGGGAAAUGAUGAACAGGCUAACCGAGACAGAUGAAAUAAGUCCUGAUACUAUACUGAUGAAUGGCAAAGGCCCUUAUGGCCGUCUAUUAACCAAGGCCUAUGAGUCCUUCACUGUCACAAAAGGAAAGACUUACAGGUUCAGGAUAUCAAAUGUAGGGAGUGCAUUUAGUUUCAACUUCAGGAUUCAAAACCAUAAAAUGGUUUUGGUUGAAACAGAAGGCUCUUACCCGAAUCAGAUAACAAUGGAUUCACUUGAUGUGCAUGUCGGCCAGUCCUAUUCAGUUCUUGUCACAAUGGAUCAGAAUGAAGCUGAUUACUACAUUGUUGCAACUCCUUUGUUGCUCAACACCACUACUACUACUAGCCUUGUGGGUGUAGGAGUGCUACACUACUCCAAUUCCCUUACACAAGCUAAUGGUCCUCUACCUACAGGGCCUGACCCCUUUGAUUUGGUUUGGUCAGUUAAUCAAGCUAAAUCUAUUAGGUGGAACAUGACAACAGGAGCUGCAAGGCCCAACCCACAAGGAACUUUUAAUGUAACAAAUGUUACCAUAACACAGACCUUCAUCCUAGAAGGCUCUAUGGCGAAAAUUGAAGGUGCACUGCGCUACACUGUCAACAAUGUCUCAUAUUGCACUGUAAAUACCCCUUUGAAGCUUGCAGAUUACUUCGUCAAUGGAUCCAACGUAUAUCAACCUAUAGAUUGGUUCCCAGUUAGUGCUGUCAAAGCUGAGGCUACCUAUGGAAUUUCUGUUGCCACUGGAAUUCACAAAGGCUGGAUUGAAAUUGUGUUUGUCAAUAGUUUGGAUGUCAUGGAUUCUUGGCAUUUAGACGGAUAUGGAUUCUACGUUGUUGGGUUUGGCGAUGGAAGCUGGAGACCGGACGCACGAAACACUUACAACCUGUUUGAUCCUGUAGUUCGCUCCACAGUGCAAGUGUAUCCCAAAGGAUGGACUGCAGUUUAUGCAUUUCUUGACAAUCCUGGAAUGUGGAACCUGAGAUCACAAAGCUUGAAAAAUUGGUACUUGGGCCAAGAACUAUACAUUCGAGUCCACGAUAAUGAUCCUAACCCUGCCAAGGAACGCCCCCCACCUGAUAAUCUGCUUUUAUGUGGUAUUUUUGAUGAUAUGGCUAGUGCACCUGUUCCUGCCCCUUCUCCAAGGUCAUCGGGAUGGUGA
This is a messenger RNA of Hevea brasiliensis (rubber tree), 1713 nucleotides long. Its product is annotated as monocopper oxidase-like protein SKU5. The record is from RefSeq and is a predicted model, not a curated record. Lineage: Eukaryota; Viridiplantae; Streptophyta; Magnoliopsida; Malpighiales; Euphorbiaceae. The coding region runs from base 1 to 1713 and encodes 570 amino acids. Gene Ontology annotation, molecular function: oxidoreductase activity; copper ion binding. The transcript has 8 exons.